Cucurbitaria berberidis CBS 394.84 is the source of this 657-nucleotide messenger RNA. RefSeq lists its product as uncharacterized. The coding region runs from base 1 to 657 and encodes 218 amino acids. NCBI's taxonomy places the organism in Eukaryota, Fungi, Ascomycota, Dothideomycetes, Pleosporales, Cucurbitariaceae. The record is from RefSeq and is a predicted model, not a curated record. The transcript has a single exon.
AUGAGCCAAAAGCGGAUUUAUCUCGAGGCAGUUGGAGCCCUCAGAUCUCAGGUCUACGAGGUCGAACAGACAGUUGUGCGUCUUAGCACCGAGAAUACGCGCCUCAAAGCCAGAAUUGCGCGCCUCGAAACCGACAAUGCUCGUCUAAAAGACAGAAUCAGCGAUCUCCCAGGGGUUGAGUCUGGCUUUGUGAGAGACGCCGACAACUUGUACUCACCGCGUGCCAUCUCGAUCAUUCCUCCCGAACCCUCUAUUGCGUCCGGCUCCCGCGAUCUGGUCACCCUCGAGGUUGCGACCAUCUCCAAAGACUCCGCGGCCACUUCUACGACUACUGCUGCACUCUCUCUCAAACCCGGCCCCGUUGAUGACAACCUUCCCGCCCACAAGUCCGGUAGAGCUAUCUCUCAAGCCGACAAGUCUAAUGGGAAGGAUAUUAAUCCUCCCACUACCAAGGUUGUCACUACUCAAGGUCAAGCGGUUGCGUAUGGCCCCGUACGCCGUCGCGGUCACGUUCGUAAGCCCGGACAGUUAGACGACCCUCUGAUUCGCAACGUCAUCCCGCAUUAUGAGGAUCUCGAGCAGAGUAGGAAACUGAAGGACAUCAAGAGGCAAUUACAAGGCCAGGGUGACUUGAAGGAUGAAACGGAACUGGCGUAG